Molecule: messenger RNA, 606 nt
Organism: Fraxinus pennsylvanica
Lineage: Eukaryota; Viridiplantae; Streptophyta; Magnoliopsida; Lamiales; Oleaceae
Source: the annotation of a GenBank genome assembly
AUGGCAGAGUCUGCAGUGACAUUUGUUCUUGAGAAACUCACAAUCUUGUUGGAGGAUAAGGUGAAUCUAGUCAAAAAUGUCAGGCGGGAAGUUGAAUACAUAAGAGAUGAACUUGAGAGAAUGAUUGCUUUCAUCAGAGUUGCUGAUGCUGCUGAAGACGACGAUCCUAUUGGGCGGGAAGUUGAAUACAUAAGAGAUGAACUUGAGAGAAUGAUUGCUUUCAUCAGAGUUGCUGAUGCUGCUGAAGACGACGAUCCAGAGCUCAAAGUGUGGGUUAAGCAAGUCCGAGAUGUUGCAUAUGACACUGAAGACAUUAUAGAUGAUUACAUGCUGCAAUUCCGCCUCAAAAGUGAAAGUUUUCUGAGGAAAUUAAUUUUCUCUAUACGAAAUCUGAGAAUCCAAUAUAAAAUUUCCUUUGGAAUUCAAAAUAUAAAAUCCAGAAUUAUAGAUAUUGCUGAGGGACAUAGGAGGUAUAGUUACAGGUUUAAUGUUCCCGGGGAAGGUUUAUCGUCACGAUGCGGGACUAAUAGUGGGAUUGAUCCUCGAGGGGAUGCACUUUUAUUAGAAGAAACCGAGCUUGUCGGGAUUGAAAGAAUCACGGCUUAA